Patiria miniata (bat star) is the source of this 3858-nucleotide messenger RNA. It is a transcript of the gene polr3h, whose product is annotated as DNA-directed RNA polymerase III subunit RPC8-like. Gene Ontology annotation, molecular function: DNA-directed RNA polymerase activity; DNA binding. The transcript has 6 exons. The coding region runs from base 16 to 726 and encodes 236 amino acids. Gene Ontology annotation, cellular component: RNA polymerase III complex. Lineage: Eukaryota; Metazoa; Echinodermata; Asteroidea; Valvatida; Asterinidae. Gene Ontology annotation, biological process: transcription initiation at RNA polymerase III promoter; DNA-templated transcription. The record is from RefSeq and is a predicted model, not a curated record.
UGUUAUACUAGACCCAUGCUUACAUUUCAGAUUCAACAUCACGGCAUCAAGUUCAGAACUUCUGCUUUGGAUUUCCAAGUGACCGAGCCCAAACUGCCAGUCAUCAUGUUUGUCUUGGCUGAGAUGACAGAUACUGUUCGCAUUGAACCUUGGCUGUUUAACGUCAAACUCAACAAUGCUAUCACCGAAGAACUAAACAAGAAGCUUGCAAACAAAGUGGUACAUAAUGUAGGCCUGUGCAUUGCCCUUCAUGAUAUUGUCAAGCUGGAAGAUUCUCACAUCUUCCCAGGUGAUGGAGCCUCACAUACUAAGGUGCAUUUCCGCUACGUAGUGUUCCGCCCCUUCAUGGACGAGAUUUUCGUGGGAAGAAUACGCAGCUGUAGUCGAGAAGGUGUACAUGUAUCACUCGGGUUCUUUGAUGACGUCCUGAUCCCUCCUGAAGCCCUCCAGCAACCCUCCAAAUUUGACGAGACAGAGCAAGUCUGGGUCUGGGAGUACGAGACCGAAGAAGGAACCCAUGAUCUCUUCAUGGACACCAGUGAGGAGAUUCGGUUCCGUGUCGUGGACGAGAGCUUCGUGGACACCACGCCAGUCGGACCGUCUGACGUCAGCGAGCCAGGAUCUGAGAUCAUUGAGGAUAAUGCAAAGAGCAAAAAAUCGCCGUACAGUCUCACAGGUUCAAUCAGUGAGCCUGGCUUAGGCCUGCUAACCUGGUGGUCCAGUUAGCAGCAGGAGAAAUCCAGAAUCUCCAAAAGUAAUGGGAGAGCCUAGAGAUGCUGCAAGCAGAGCUGGAGGCCAGACUCUAAAUGAUGAGAGUAACAACUCUGGAGGUAAACUCCAAUUUGGACAAUGGACUGCUCCGGAUUUGGCCAUAAGCCCGCCUACCUUAGGUCCAUGUACAAUUCUCGCAGUGCCGAUGACUGAGUUUGGCUGAGCUACUGUGGACACCUGACUAAAGAUCAUGACCUAAUUGAUUGAUAGGCACGAAGAGUCCAUAGACAACAGCAACAACUCUGAAGGUAAACUCCAUCUUGGACUGUUCCGGAUUUGGCCAUAAGCCUACCCACCGUUGGUCUGUAUACAAUUCUCGCAGUGCUUUUGACUGAGUUUGGCUGAGCUACUGUGGACACCUGACCAAAGAUCAUGACCUAAUUGAUUGAUAGGCACAAAGGGUCCAUAGACAACAGUAACAACUCUAGCGGUCAACUCCAUCUUGGACUGUUCCAAAUAGGAGGCCAUAAGUCUGUCCACCUUUGGUCUGUGUACAAUUCUCCCAUUGCUUAUGACCGAGUCCCGCUGAGCUACCUUGGACACCUGACCAAAGAUCAUGACCUAAUUGAUUGAUAGGCACGAAGGUUCCAUAGACAACAGCGACAACUCUGGAGGUAAACUCCAUCUUGGACUGUUCCGAAUUUGGCCAUAAGCCUACCCACCGUUGGUCUGUGUACAAUUCUUGCAGUGCUUAUGACUGAGUUUGGCUGAGCUACUGUGGACACCAGACCAAAAGUCGUGACCUAAUUGAUUGAUAGGCACGAAGGGUCCAUAGACAACAGCAACAACUCUGGACGUAAACUCCAACUUGUAGGGUAAUUUUCCAAAGACCAUCAGACCAUUACGCCAUCCAGGUCUUGUAUGGGAGUUAAUUGGUUUGCAAAGGGUGGAUGUAACAGUCCCCCACCCCCUUGCCAUUUCCAAUACUGGUGAUUUUCUAGUAUUGAAAAAUUCAUUAGCUACUGAAAUAUAAGAAAUGUCAGUCUCGGCGUGUUAAUUAAACAACAGCUGACAUCUUUGCAUAGUGAGCCAAUGUAUCGGCCGAAAAGGGUGCCCACUAGAAGCAAGGCAAAUUUAUGGGUGGAUGCUAGGGUCGAUGCCAUUUCCAAUACUGGUGAUUUUCCAGGGUUUAAAAAUUUGUUAACUACUGAACAACGAGAAGGGUUAAUCUUUGUGUUACUAGCAACAGCUUAUCUCUUUGCAAACAAGCAAAUAUAUCGGCCAGAAUCAGUACCCACUAGAGACGAGGCAAUAUCAUCUUGACACCAAUCACGAAUUGUUUAUAUUUCCAUCUGAUUAAAACAAUAUUGCAGUCAAAGAGUUACAACUAAACGUUUACCAAAAAAUACAACGAUGAAGGAAUGUGAUGUUUUUUUAUCACUGUCCUCAUACACAUGUAUUAGCAUUUUGAAAGCUAAGAAUGACGGAGGUGAACAGUGCAUUGCAACUUUAAAUGCUUACAGGUUUUCAGCCAAAACUCCCAAAAAGUUACAAAAGUAACAGAAAAAUAUUUUAUUUACAGAAAUGAAUAGUUGAACUUGUGUUUGAUAAUUUCCGAGCAGUGUGAUCACAUGUAUUCAUCUAUUGAAAUAAAAGCUGAUACAUGAAUCAUUGAAGUUCUUUUCGGAAUUUGAGUAUGUUAAAGUGGUAUAGCGCCCUCUAGAUGAAUAAAACAGCACUUAAAGAUGCAGAGUUUCCCGAAUCCAGGAAGAAAUUGUAGCCAUUCAUAUGACGGAGACUCUAGCACCAUUAGGACAGCAGAUUAAAACACAAACCAGCUCAGAAUUUGAUUGAUUGAAAACAAUUAGAUAAUUGUUUUCUAUAGAUAAUUUUGUUAUUUACAUACUCCCCCAUAAUAAACCUUGUCAGUCCAGCUUAAAUGAUAGUUUCAUCCAGAAUUAAAUUCAUUGAAAAAAUGUCCAAAAUAUUCAGAUUUCCCUGUAUUAUUUUGGCGUAAGGCAAACGACUAAAUCACAGCAAGCUUCGAGUCAAUGAAGACAAUGGACAUAGCUUUUAUUCAACUCACAUAUAGCACAGCUUGUGGUUCAAGCUUAAACAUUAAUUUAUUUGGAAAUUAUAACAAGAGAUUUUCGUUGAUUUAGUGAAGUCAAGUUAGACAAAAAAACACAAGGCUAUGAUUUGCUAAAAACAUGACUUGUUUUAUUCACUCACACAUAACACAGUUUGUGGGUCCAGCUUAGACAUGAAUUUUAUUUAGAAAUUACAACCACAACGGAACGAUUUUCUAUGUUAUAUUUUGACUCAAGGCAGACAACAAAAAACACUGGGGUUAGAUUUUUUAAUAUUGAAAACAGGACUUGAUAAAUUUUAUUCACUCACACAUACUACAGCUUGUAAGUCGAGCUUAAACAUGAAAUUCAUUGAGAAAUUACAACAGUAAGAAUGUCUGUUUCUUAGUUUGGCGCGAGGCAGAAAACAAACCAAACACUAGGCUUUGAUUUAUUUAAACAGGACGUGAAAUUUGUUUUAUUUACUCACACAUAAACCUGAAUUUAUUGAAAAUUACAACAGUAACAUUUUGUGUUUAAGUUUGAUGAAAGACAAAACAAAAAUAGCACAUCAGACUUUCAUUUGUCAAAAACAGGACAUAAUUGUUUAUUUACUCACAAAAAAAGCUUGUAGGUCCAGCUGAAUCUUGAAUUUAUUGAGAAAUUACAACCACGUGGCGUUAGUAAGAAUUUAUGUGUUUUAGUUUAGUGCAAGGCCGACCAAAAAACAGCGCACACAACACACGGCAGGCAUUUAUUCAAUAAAAAAAACAGGACGUUGUAAAUUUACUUAGAAGUAACAUAACUUGUGGGUCCAGCUUAAACAUGCAAACCACAUGAAAAUCACUUUUCGACGUUUAAAUUUGGCGCAAGGUAGACAUCUAGUGAUACAAUUUAUGUUUCCAAGCGUAUUGGUAAGUAAUGAUCCAGGUGAUUUCGCUCAAUGAAAUGGAUUGUAAAAUGUAUUUCUUUGUAACACAGCAGUUUGUUUAGUAACACAGUUUUGUUUGUUAACGUAUUUCUUUUCACUUUUUGUGUUACAAAGAUAAUAAAAUUACUCACAGAUGAGUCAAUGGUA